GGUGUUCAGGGGUGUGGCUGCUGCAGAGCAUCCGGGAGCCAGCGGGAGACGCGCUUUGUUCUGGCCGCAGCCGCAGCCGCCUUAGCGUCCCGGGUCUACCCCUUGCCUAUCUUCUAGCUCUUUCCAUCCAGUCCUUGCAUCUGGAAACACAUCCGAUUCUCCAAACGCUGCGCCCCGAUCCUGACCUGUCCCCUCCCCCUAACUUCCCGCGGGCUUCCUGGCGUGGUAUCCUUCUCUCUCUCUCUUCCUCCGUUGUGCAACCUCUCGCCCCGUCCGCUUUUAGAUCCCCUUUUUCCCAAGGUCGGGGCGCCCCACCAGGCUCCGCCCCGCUCCCCGGACGGGGAUGUCCACCGUGGCCCAGCUCCCAUGGUCCUGACGCUGCUCCUCUCGGCUUACAAGCUGUGCCGUUUUUUCGCCAUGUCAAGUCCACGGCCAGCAGCCGAGCGGCUGGCGGUGCCCGAGCCCGAGGUGGGCUUCGGCGCCAGCCCGUGGUGGGCAGCGGGCGGCCACAGGCCCCGGGAGGUGUCGCCUGGGGUGGGCGCCGAAGUGCAGGGCGCCCUGGAGCGCGCACUGCCCGAGCUGCAGCAGGCGCUGUCAGAGCUGAAGCAGGCCGGCAGCGCAAGGGCGGUGGGCGCUGGCCUGGCCGAGGUUUUUCAGCUAGUGGAGGAGGCCUGGUUAUUGCCGACCGUGGGUCGCGAGGUGGCCCAGGGUCUGUGCGAUGCCAUCCGCCUGGAUGGCGGCCUCGACCUGCUGUUGCGGCUGCUGCAGGCAUCGGAGCUGGAGACACGCGUGCAGGCGGCGCGCUUGCUGGAGCAGAUCCUGGUGGCUGAGAACCGGGACCGUGUGGCUCGCAUUGGAAUGGGCGUGAUCCUGAACCUGGCGAAGGAGCGGGAGCCCGUGGAGCUGGCGCGGAGCGUGGCAGGCAUCUUGGAGCACAUGUUCAAGCACUCGGAGGAGACAUGCCAGCGGCUGGUGGCGGCCGGUGGGCUGGAUGCGGUGCUAUUCUGGUGCCGCCGCACCGACCCAGCGCUGCUUCGCCACUGUGCGCUGGCACUGGCCAACUGCGCUUUGCACGGGGGCCAGGCAACGCAGCGGCGCAUGGUGGAGAAGCGCGCGGCAGAGUGGCUCUUCCCACUGGCCUUCUCAAAGGAGGACGAGCUACUGCGGCUGCACGCCUGCCUUGCCGUGGCGGUGCUGGCGACCAACAAGGAAGUGGAGCGUGAGGUGGAGCGCUCAGGCACGCUGGCCCUCGUGGAGCCGCUUGUGGCCUCGCUGGACCCUGGCCGCUUCGCCCGCUGCCUGGUGGAUGCCAGCGACACAAGUCAGGGCCGAGGACCCGACGACCUGCAGCGCCUCGUGCCACUGCUCGACUCGUCGCGCUUGGAGGCGCAGUGCAUCGGGGCUUUCUACCUCUGCGCAGAGGCAGCCAUCAAGAGCCUGCAGGGCAAGACCAAGGUGUUCAGCGACAUCGGGGCCAUCCAAAGCCUGAAACGCCUUGUUUCCUACUCCACCAAUGGCACCACCUCAGCCCUGGCCAAGCGCGCUCUGCGCUUGCUGGGCGAGGAGGUGCCUCGGCCCAUCCUGCCCUGUGUGGCCAGCUGGAAGGAGGCCGAGGUCCAGACAUGGCUGCAGCACAUCGGCUUCUCCCAGUACUGCCAGAGAUUCCGGGAGCAGCAGGUUGACGGCGACCUGCUGCUGCGGCUCACGGAGGAGGAGCUUCUGCACGACCUGGGCAUAAAAUCAGGCAUCACCCGCAAGAGGUUCUUCCGGGAGCUCACAGAGCUCAAGACCUUUGCCAACUAUGCUACAUGUGACCGAAGCAACCUAGCAGACUGGCUGGGCAGCCUGGACCCUCGCUUCCGCCAGUACACCUACGGCUUGGUCAGCUGCGGCCUAGACCGCUCGCUGCUGCACCGAGUGUCCGAGCAGCAGCUCUUGGAAGACUGCGGCAUCCGCCUGGGAGUGCACCGCGCGCGCAUCCUCACGGCCGCCAGAGAAAUGCUGCACUCCCCGCUGCCCUGCACCAGCUGCAAGCCCAGUGGGGACACCCCAGAUGUCUUCAUCAGCUACCGCCGGAGCUCGGGUUCCCAGCUGGCCAGCCUCCUGAAGGUGCACCUGCAGCUGCAUGGCUUCAGUGUCUUCAUUGAUGUGGAGAAGCUGGAAGCUGGCAAGUUCGAGGACAAACUCAUCCAGAGUGUCAUGGGGGCCCGCAACUUUGUGCUGGUGCUGUCAGCAGGGGCACUGGACAAGUGCAUGCAGGACCAUGACUGCAAGGACUGGGUGCACAAGGAGAUCGUGACUGCUCUGAGCUGCGGGAAGAACAUCGUCCCGGUCAUCGAUGGCUUCGAGUGGCCUGAACCACAGGCCCUCCCAGAGGACAUGCAGGCUGUGCUCACCUUCAAUGGCAUCAAGUGGUCCCACGAGUAUCAGGAGGCCACUAUCGAGAAGAUCAUCCGCUUCCUGCAGGGCCGCUCUUCCCGGGAUUCGUCUGCGGGCUCUGACACCAGUUUAGAGGGUGCUGCACCAAUGGGCCCAGUCUAGCCUGUCCCUGGGUUCCCAACCCCGCUGUGACUCCCAUUUCCAGCAUCCUCCCUAAAGGAAUAGCCUCUCUAAUGGGCCAAGUAUGGUCUCCCUCCUCCUGCCCUGACAGCAGGCAGCUUGAGCAGGGUGGAGGUGUGGUGGGGAGCAGAGACCUUGCUGUGUGUGACAGUAGACCUGGGAGACACAGAGGUGAGUGGGAAAGCAGAACCUACCAAAAGGCAAAGGGAUACCCACGGCCAACCCCAUGAGAACUGUCCUGGCUCUGGCUGGGGUGGUCCUUGUUAUAGGUUAGGGUUGGUGCUGGGGCAGGGCCUGGUGGGGGGCUGCAGGGCACUCAGUCACCUCUAGGCAGCUGCCAUGGGUCUGCUGUAUGAUGGAACCUGAGGCUUAGCUGCGUGAGAGGGUGUGCCGAACCUGCAGUGAGGUUGAGUAGGCUGGCAAAACCAUGGCCUUGGGCUGUGCCCACGCCUUAAGUGUUGUCAGAUCUCAACUCCCAUGGCUCGCUAGCUAUCUGCCACCAUUGUCAAAGACUUGUAAGUGCCUCUUGGCCUGGGCACAAGCAAGGGGCUGGAUCAGGAGGCAGCUGGAGAUGGGAGGCCAGAACGUCCCUGGCUCUCGGGCUAUUUCCUGCUGCCCUGUGGCCUUGCAUCCUAAGCACUCAGUGUCCCCACGCAGCCUGGGCAAGCCCCCAGAUCUGUCUUCCAUGACGGCAGCUUCCUUGGCCUCAUGAGUCAAGGCUUGUCCUUACACUGGCAUGUCUGUGACUGCGGCCAGCUUGGCUGCACUUGCUGGUGCACAGGAGCCUCCUGCUUGGGCUGGGUCUCGGCAGGGGGAAGCCAUAUCUCAGAGCCCAUCUACCCUAUGUCUUGGUGCUGUGCCCUCUGGCUCCUGCCUGCCUUGGCCCAGCUGGCUUCUCCAGACCCUCACCUACCCACGACUACCCACUGGCUUGCUCAGUGGGGAGGGAGUCCAGGCCAUAGCCUGGGCAGAACCUAGGGUUAUCACCUAGGACCACCUAGUCACCUCUCCACUUUGAACACCCUGAUGCUGUUGGUCCCUGGGAUGAUAGUCGAACAGUAAGCCCCUCCAGGUCUCUGUAAUCAUCACAGCAACCCCAUCUGGCAUUAGCAUACCCAUUGCACAGGUAAGGAAAUUGAGUGUCUGAAAGCUUGGGUGAUAACCAGUUUCCCAGGCAGGUCCAGGUCCCCUGUCCAUGGCCAGUAGGAUCUGCCCUCCAGAGAAUCACCCCAGAGGCUACGCCCCACGCAGAGCAGCUGCUUUCCCUGCGCCUCAAGAAUUGAGCUGUGAGAGCUUGCUUAGGUUUGGACACAUGAAGACUGCCCAGGGCCCUAGGGUAAAACCGAACAGCAGUAAAGUAACCCUCUCUUCCUCCCUCCAUUGGGAGGCAAGAACAAAAAGUAGCCCCCUCCUCCAGUGAGGUUGGCUGGAACCUGCCCUGCGUCUUCCCUCCUGGGGGCCUGGGCUUCACAGCACAGCUGGCUCAGUUCCCCACAUCCCAGUGCUGGUCCCA
This is a messenger RNA of Ochotona curzoniae (black-lipped pika), 4072 nucleotides long. RefSeq names its product sterile alpha and TIR motif containing 1 (gene SARM1). Gene Ontology annotation, molecular function: NAD+ nucleosidase activity; signaling adaptor activity; protein binding. Lineage: Eukaryota; Metazoa; Chordata; Mammalia; Lagomorpha; Ochotonidae. The coding region runs from base 367 to 2541 and encodes 724 amino acids. The transcript is spliced from 9 exons. Gene Ontology annotation, biological process: response to axon injury; negative regulation of MyD88-independent toll-like receptor signaling pathway; signal transduction. Gene Ontology annotation, cellular component: dendrite. The record is from RefSeq and is a predicted model, not a curated record.